GCCACAGCUUUCGAGAAUAGACGAGUGACGACGGCAGCGAAUCAGCGAAAAGCAUGAAUUUUUGAAUUCUUUUAAUCAAAUUUGACUGUGCUUGCCAGACAAGACAUUUUACUACACAUUCGAAUAGUGUCGAAGGUAAAUUAUUACUCAGGAUAAAUUAGGUUUAGGUACCUAUAGUUAAUUGAGUACGAUGCAAUAAGAAUACUUUUGAUUCAGCAGCUUCUCACCGCAAUAUACCUAUUACAAAUUUGUACGUGAAAAGAGUGUGUUAUAUAACCUUGAAUCACGAGACUUCAGUAUUGAUCAGUUAUAUUUUUUGUGAAAUAUUCAAGUGAGAGUAAAACUUAUCAGAUCUGACACUAGACUCAAACAAACAUGCAUCGCGCGAGGGUUAUAUUUCAGCUGUCAAAUAAAGUUGGGAACAACGAACGGUUUGCAUCAUGGCUCUUGAACAAACCACAGACAACAGCAGGGUCAGUAGUCGGAUAUAGGCACAAAAGCUCGGCGGCUGCUGAACCCUUCCUCAAUGGCUCCAGCUCAGCAUACGUGGAGACCAUGUACAACUCAUGGCUCGCAGACUCCAGCUCUGUACAUGCGUCAUGGGACGCGUUUUUCCGCAAUGCGACAGCUGGAGCUCAGCCCGGCACAGCGUACACAGCGCCGCCGAACCUGGCGCCCUACAACAAGAAUGAAGUCCCUCUUACCUCACUGGUACCAGCUGGUGCUGGUAUGCCAUCCAUUGCUGCAGGAUCUCCGAUUAACGAGAAGAUAAUCGACGACCAUCUAGCUGUGCAGGCUAUCAUCAGGAGUUACCAGGCUCGCGGUCACCUGGCGGCCGACGUGGACCCGCUCGGCAUCACGACGGCGAACCUGCCUCAGCUAGGCAUGCGCGGCCCAAGCUCCGAGCUCAUCAUGAGGAAAUAUUUCAAUUUUGAUGAAGCUGAUAUGGACAGAGUUUUCAAACUUCCAUCCACUACUUUUAUUGGUGAAAAAGAGAAAGCGUUGCCGUUGAGGGAAAUCUUGAACCGUCUGGAGCAAGCAUACUGCAACAACAUCGGUAUUGAGUUCAUGUUCAUCAACUCUUUGGAGCAAUGCAACUGGAUCAGGCAGCGCAUCGAGCCACCCAACGUUGGCAAAAUGAGCCCAGACCAGAAGAGGCUGAUCCUCGCUCGUCUCACCAGAUCUGCCGGAUUCGAGAACUUCUUGGCGAAGAAAUGGUCGUCAGAGAAACGUUUCGGUCUGGAGGGUUGCGAGAUCUUGAUCCCGGCGAUGAAGCAGGUCAUCGACGUCUCCACUCGUCUUGGAGUCGAGUCCAUCAUCAUGGGCAUGCCUCACAGAGGUCGUUUGAAUGUCGUCGCCAACGUCUGCCGCAAGCCUCUCCACCAGUUGUUCACACAGUUCGCUGCCCUCGAAGCCGAAGAUGACGGCUCCGGUGACGUCAAAUACCACUUGGGAACAUACAUCGAGCGUCUGAACCGCGUGACGAACAAGAACAUCCGCCUGGCUGUGUGUGCCAACCCGUCUCACUUGGAGGCCGUGGACCCCGUCGUGCAGGGCAAGUGCCGAGCUGAACAGUUCUACCGCGGUGACAACGAGGGCAAGAAGGUGAUGUCCCUCCUGCUGCACGGUGACGCGGCGUUCGCGGGUCAGGGCGUGGUGUUCGAGACCAUGCAUCUGUCGGACCUGCCCGCCUACACCACGCACGGGACCAUCCACAUCGUCGUCAACAACCAGAUCGGGUUCACCACCGACCCCAGGCACUCACGCUCCUCUGCUUACUGCACAGACGUGGCCCGCGUAGUGAACGCGCCGAUCUUCCACGUGAACGGCGACAACCCCGAGGCGGUGAUGCACGUGUGCAACGUGGCGGCGGAGUGGCGCGCCACGUUCCACAAGGACGUCGUCAUCGACAUCGUCAGCUACCGCCGCAACGGACACAACGAGAUCGACGAGCCCAUGUUCACGCAACCACUCAUGUACCAGAAGAUCCACAACACUAAGCCCGUUCUGGAGAAAUACGCCGACCAGCUGAUCACCGAGGGCGUGGUUACCGCCGCGGAAGUGAAGGACGUGAAGGACAAAUACGAGAAGAUCUGUGAGGACGCAUACACACAGGCCAAACAGGAGACACACAUCAAGUUCAAGGACUGGCUCGACUCGCCCUGGUCCGGCUUCUUCGAGGGCAAGGACCCACUUAAGAUGUCCCCAACUGGUGUAGUAGAAGAGACCCUGGUGCACAUCGGCAAGCGUUUCUCUUCUCCCCCUCCCAACGCGGCUGAGUUCGAGAUCCACAAGGGUCUGCUCCGUAUCCUGAAGGCCCGCAUGGCUAUGGUGGAGAACAGGCAGGUGGACUGGGCGCUGGGUGAGGCGAUGGCCUUCGGAUCCCUGCUCAAGGAAGGAAUCCACGUCAGACUGUCCGGUGAGGACGUCGAGCGAGGAACUUUCUCACACAGGCACCACGUGCUCCACCACCAGAAGGUAGACAAGGCGACAUACUGCUCGCUCUGCCACCUGUACCCCGACCAGGCUCCCUACACCGUCUGCAACAGCUCACUUUCCGAAUACGCCGUGCUCGGUUUCGAGGUGGGUUACUCGAUGACAAACCCGAACGCGCUGGUACUGUGGGAGGCUCAGUUCGGAGACUUCAACAACUGCGCGCAAUGUAUCAUCGACCAGUUCAUCUGCAGCGGACAGGCCAAGUGGGUGCGACAGUCCGGCAUCGUACUUCUGUUACCUCACGGCAUGGAGGGCAUGGGCCCCGAGCACUCUUCAGCCAGACCUGAAAGGUUCCUCCAGAUGUGCGCUGACGACCCCGACUACAUGCCUCCUGAGAGCCCCGACUAUGAAGUACGUCAGCUCCACGACUGCAACUGGAUAGUGGCGAACUGCUCCACCCCUGCUUCAUACUUCCACAUCCUGCGACGACAGAUCGCCCUUCCCUUCCGCAAGCCCCUCAUCCUCAUGACUCCCAAGUCUCUGCUGCGUCACCCCGAGGCCAAGUCCUCAUUCGAUGAAAUGAAGGAUGGCUCAAGCUUCAGAAGAGUGAUCCCCGACGAGGGCGUCGCAUCCCAGGACCCGAAAUCGGUUCGCAAGCUGUCAUUCUGCACGGGCCGCGUCUACUACGACCUGCUCAAACACAGGCGUGAGAAGGGACUCGAGAAGGACAUUGCUAUUGUCAGAGUGGAACAGAUCUCGCCGUUCCCCUACGAUCUGAUCAAGGCCGAGAUUGAGAAGUACCCGAACGCGAACAUUGUAUGGAGCCAGGAGGAGCACAAGAACUCCGGCUACUGGGGCUACGUCGAGCCAAGGUUCCGCACGCUGUUACAGAACCAGAAGACCGUCAGCUACAACGGACGUGCGACGGCCGCGGCCCCCGCCACCGGAUCCAAGGCGGCCCACAACAAGGAGCUCAGGAACCUUCUCGAGGAGUUCUGCGUGCUAUAAGCGAUCACACACGAACACGCGACGGUAGAACGAAAUGGCUAGCUUACGCUCCCAACACACUCUUAGAUACAAUACAAAUAGACGGCCAUUUACGAAACAACACUGUCAGUGUACACAGUUUAGAACGUUACAAACCAAUAUACUGUUAUAGUAGACAACAUUCAUGCCAUAUUGAAACGUAACCACAUUGUAACAGGAUCUAUAUCUACGUAAUCUAUCUCGAAACGUGAUUUAUCUUUGACAUGAUCAUUUAUUUUUGUCGAACGAAAUUUAUUUUUGUAAAAUAUUAAAAUGUUAAUUUUUCUCCUUACUCUCAGUAUUUUGUUGUAAUUCUCUUCAUGUUUAGGUAGAUUAGUUAGAUAAAUUAUUAUUUAUUUAUUUAAUGUAGCAUACGUGAUCUGUAGAACCUACAUAAUUUAUUUUUAUUGUAAAAGCAAUAUAACGUAGUCUCCACUUAUGAUGAUGCGUACUAGAUUAUAAUUACUUACUGAAACAAAUGGUACAUUAAUUGCAAAAUGGCGUCGCGUACGCUGGUUGUAUUAUUUUCAUGUACAUAAAUUUAUUAUUUUUUUAUUUGAUUAUUUUGUCAUUAACGGAUUUGAAGUUAUGACGUUCCUUUUGCUAGUCUUGGGGAUACGUACAUAUAAACUUAUUACGUAGAACAGUAAUCGCACUUGGCGAGCGAUGAUGUGUAUAAUCUCGAUGACAUUGGGCGUAGCUAGAGAGCGGGAAUAGAAACGUGCAGCGUCGCCGCGCACCCCGCCCGGCGCCCACUUAUUGUGAUAUAUUUAUAAACGUUUACCUUUUACCCGUAUAAUUUUGAUAUUAAUUAACGCUCACGUAAUUAAAGUGACUGAAAUAAAUUAAUGGGAUUAACCAACUCGCAAUGGUGUCAAAAGCAGUUAUUGAAAUUGUAAACCGAAUUAUUAAUUCACUAAUAAGUUUUGAUUAAAAGUAUUGAAUGUAAUGUUUGGUUUCAAAUUUUGAGUACCUACUUACACCAUUAUUUGCUGAGACGCUUAAUUAUCCUUCGCUUGCAAGUGCGAUUGUUACCAAUACAAUAGUUGCGCUUACGGUACUGUACAUGAUGAGAUAUUAUUAGUUAGUGAGUAAAUGUAUGUCUAGUAACUAGGCACCAGUUUAAAGUAAAUUGCACCUUAGUACAUAAAAUGUAUGUAAUAGAGGUCGUUUUGGUUUGCAACCUCCCGAGCCGCGACCCCGCGCCUAGGUUUAGUUCGCUGAUAGUUACCGCCGUUAAGAACGGCACCUUGUAAGGGAUAACACCAACAUCCAACGCUUUGUAUAAACCGACGCAUACUAUUAUAAUUAUCUUGUCUGUAGUCAAUCUUCGAAUGUAUGUCGUUACCUUAUGUAUGUAGAAGUAAAGGAAAUCGUAAUUGUCUCACUAUUGUGAACAGGUACCUACUAGCCACGUGUAAAAUUAAGCUUUAUUCAAACUUAGUAUUAUGUGACAUUCAAUCUUAACUUUUAAUGCGGUUUAGCUUUCUAACACUAUUCGCAUGUGUAGGUGCAUUGUUUUAUUGUUAAAUUUAACAUAUUUUGAUGUUCACGUAUUUUCGAUAUAUUAUAGGCUCAGGACGCCGCUGAAAAACUUCAUAACUGAUAAUAGGUAUUCUUUUGGCAAGUACUACCUGAGUCAUUUAUUGCUAAAUGUUAGUUUGAUUUAGUUAUUUACAAUAAAUAUACUUUUAAUUGAA
Messenger RNA from Spodoptera frugiperda (fall armyworm), 5162 nucleotides. RefSeq names its product 2-oxoglutarate dehydrogenase complex component E1 (gene Nc73EF). Gene Ontology annotation, molecular function: thiamine pyrophosphate binding; oxoglutarate dehydrogenase (succinyl-transferring) activity. The record is from RefSeq and is a predicted model, not a curated record. NCBI's taxonomy places the organism in Eukaryota, Metazoa, Arthropoda, Insecta, Lepidoptera, Noctuidae. Gene Ontology annotation, biological process: tricarboxylic acid cycle. Gene Ontology annotation, cellular component: oxoglutarate dehydrogenase complex; mitochondrion. The transcript is spliced from 22 exons. Bases 376 to 3444 code for a protein of 1022 amino acids.